Messenger RNA from Diaporthe amygdali, 462 nucleotides. RefSeq lists its product as uncharacterized. Lineage: Eukaryota; Fungi; Ascomycota; Sordariomycetes; Diaporthales; Diaporthaceae. Bases 1 to 462 code for a protein of 153 amino acids. The record is from RefSeq and is a predicted model, not a curated record. The transcript is spliced from 3 exons.
AUGGCCUACGAACCUACUGCUUCCGAGCUUGCUCGUCAUACUUUUGAUUUUGACGCGGACACCCUCGAUAGGGAGCUGGCAACCUUCCUUCAGAGGUUUUACACGCUUUCCGACGACAAGGUUCACGCUGAUAGCUGGGCCGCCUGCUUCUCCGACGAUUCGCGGAUGAAACGGAAGAUGGACGACGUGGUCGGUCGACAGAACAUAUUGAAUGUAAACCUAGAGUCCUGGAAAGGGCAGGCGGAACGCUUGCACAUUGUAUACAAGGUGUUCCCGUUUAGUGCAGGCAAGCCUGACGAGAUCAUGCUAUAUGGAAAGAGCGAAUACGACUACGAAGAUGGAACCACUGGUGAGAUGCCAUGGUCUGCUCGGUUGCACUUCAAGCGGUCCGACAGCGGCAUUGCCAUUGAUUUCUAUCAAGUCUACUCCGGUCAACUCCAGAAGCCAAAAGGUUCCUCAUAA